AUGUUACCGGUUUCGCGACCCGAAGGCCAGAUGAGUUUCAACUACAUUCCGACCUCCCAGCCCAUGUCCGGGACCUCGACAGGACGCAGCUCACCUAGCGACUUGGCUGGAUCCGGAACGGUGAAGGCACCCUUUGGCCCCCCCGGGUCCAUUGGUGCUGCGAGACUGGGGGCUGGAUCCCCCUCGGAGUUGGGGGGACGCUUGUACCCCAAGCGAGCCCGUGAGAUCCAAGCGCAAGAAGGCGUGUCUCCUAAUAUCUGGGGCCCUCCGACCAGUGGCCAUUCCACCCCGCUUCGUGAGAACAUCCCCGAAUCACCCAGCCAGGAUAGUUUCCCCGACCUGAUUCCUACUUCCAAUGUGUCCAUGUCUGGCUCCGGCCGCAGGGCUCGAGCUGGGACAGUGCCUUCCCGAUUCCCACCGAUGGCGACUCUCAGUGAAAUGGACCUUCAGCAGCCAUUCAUCUCGCAAACCUCCCGGCCCACACCAUCUACCAGUCCAUUCCGCCCCCCGGGUGUCUCUGGGAUUGAUACGGGCGCGCAAGUUGCCAGCUCGGGUGCACCCAACCCGGCCUUGUUGUCCCGUCUUCGAGCUGGCUCGAUGCCGCAAAGGAGCGGUUUGCUUGGAUCAGGCAAUCCUUUCGGCUCGUCACUGUUCACUUCGGCGUGGGGAACUGGUCGCGAUCGUGCUUCAACCUUGACUAGUAUUCGAUCUUCAGAAGACCCAACUUCACCCAGUCAUUCUUCGUUCUCGCGGGAUGGGCUCACGGACUCUGAUAGAACUCUGGAUUACCUUGGUCUUGCCGAGACUCCCCAGUCCGCACGGGCGUCUCUUGCACGGCCAUCGAUGGAAGCUCUCUUGCAGCAGCAGCAACAGCAGCAACAGCACGCGCCAGGAUUGCCAGGACUUUUUGACAUGGCAAUGAUGAAAAGCAACAACCGCUUCCGUUCUUAUUCCGUUAAUGCCAAAGAGAAGUAUGCGGAUGACGAAGACAUGGAAUAUGAAAGUCGCUACUCCCAGCUUCCUUCGGGAACUCUCACGCCAUCUGCCGCUGCGACAGCUGCUCAACUAGCCGCAACGCAGGCCCAAAUCCACCAGCACAAUCUGGCUGUCCAGGCUUUUGCUUCUCAUGCUUCCGUUAGCCGGCCUCGAGCCCGGACUGCCGGCAUUCUAGAGGCGCCCCCUACCCGAUCAUCCAUUCGUAAUUACCUCGCGACUCCCUCGCGUCUGGACAAUUCAUUCAAUGCCGAGGAUCUCAUUGGGGAGAAUGAUUACGAUGAGUUGUCUGAGUCUGUCCUAGGGUUACAACUAGGUGCAAACGCCGUUGCGAUGGGUAUGCGGGCAACGGGUGAGAUGGCAGAUGAGAACAACCAAGAUGGACCUACUCGAGCGCUGUGGAUUGGCAGUAUUCCCGUGUCGACAACUGUCACUUCCCUUGAAGCCAUCUUCGGUGUGUACGGAAAAAUUGAGUCUACUCGUGUCUUGACUCACAAGAAUUGUGGAUUUGUCAACUUUGAGCGUCUGGAAAGUGCAGUACAGGCGAGGUCGGUUCUGAAUGGCAAAGAGAUCUUCCCAGGCGCAGGACCUGUCCGAAUCGGUUAUGCCAAGGUUCCUGGUGCUUCUGCGACAGGCACUCCUGGUGCAAAUGGUAUCCAGUCAUCCCCAACCCCCGAUUCCACUUUCAAGUCCAACCUCGCGUCCGGUGAUGGCCUGGAUCGGGCAGAGACUGGCUCAGUUCCCCAGAUUCCCGCCCUCAAUGAUCUUCUUCCUGAGAUGGUGGACAUUGUCCAGGAGUUUGGGGCCAACGAGGAUGACACACACAACAUCACAAACAUCAUUCAAAGUGCUAUCUCUUUCCAAAACUAUGAGGACGAACUUCCUCCCGUCCUUGAGCCGAGCCAGACUCGGAUGUUUGAUGCUCCUCGUCUCCGUGACAUUCGCAAGCGAAUCGACGCUAAUACUUGCUCCAUUCAAGAGAUUGAAGAAACUGCUGGCGCAAUGCUUCCUGAAAUUGCAGAGCUGGCUUCUGAUUACCUGGGUAAUACCGUCGUUCAAAAGCUCUUUGAGUUCUGCUCCGAGUCCACCAAAGAACAGAUGCUUUCCCACAUUGCGCCUCAUCUUGCGGAAAUCGGUGUCCACAAGAAUGGAACUUGGGCUGCACAAAAAAUCAUUGAUGUUGCCAAGACCCCUACCCAGAUGAACAUGAUUGUUGACGCACUUCGUCCAUACACUGUUCCACUCUUCCUUGAUCAAUACGGCAACUAUGUGCUCCAAUGCUGCUUGCGGUUUGGUGCUCCUUACAACAAUUUUAUCUUUGAGACUAUGCUUAGUCGGAUGUGGGAGGUUGCUCAGGGCCGAUUCGGCGCCCGAGCCAUGCGCGCUUGCUUGGAAAGCCACCUUGCAACAAAGGACCAGCAACGGACUCUUGCUGCAGCCAUUGCACUUCACACAGUGCAGCUGGUGACCAAUGCCAAUGGGGCUCUUCUGCUCACUUGGUUCCUUGACACCUGCAACUUCCCCCGCCGUCGGACUGUUCUUGCUCCAAGACUUGUUCCUCAUCUUGUACACCUUUGCACCCACAAGGUAGCCUACCUCACAGUUCUCAAGGUCAUCAACCAGCGUAAUGAGGCCGAGGCCAGAGACAUCAUUCUGAAGGCCUUGUUCUUCAGCCCUGGUGACGAAGUCUUGGAGAAGAUUUUGAGUGACCAGACUUCCGGUGCGACCUUGAUUUUCAAGGUUUUGACCACUCCGUUCUUUGAGGAGUCCAUGCGUGCGGAAGUAGUUAAGAACGUUGCAAAGGUUUUGACAAAAUUGAAGGCCUCUCCUAGCCAGGGAUACAAACGCCUGAUGGAUGAAGUUGGCCUCUCCUCGCGUGGAACCGGCCGUGAACAUCAUCAUGGACGGGAGCACGGCGCAAGCCACUCUUCUACCCCUGAGAAGCCCCAACAACGUCAAUCCUCCCGACACGGAAGUGCCAACUACCCCUCCCAGCCUCCUAUGGAAAGACAGUACAGUGGACAGUUCCCUGACUCCCGCCCUUUCCCUGCCGACCAUAACAAUGCCCCGCAACUUGAUCCAUACACCAGCAAUGGCAACAACGGGUUCACGAACCCUUUGAACGGUCUUGGUGGUGGUGCUGGAUUACCGGAUCAUGUGGCCCAGUUUUCUCAGCAGCAGUACCAAAACUACCUCCAAGGACGGGGAGUGUCUCCUAGUGGCUUUUACGGGACCAAUGGAACCAACCUCGCGUACUCGCCGUCAGUGGAGCACUUGCGAUCUAUUCAAAACCCGCAGGCGUCGCCGUUGUCAGCAGGGCCCAUCCCCAUGGGCGGUCUGUCCAACUACCCUUCCCAACAGUACAGCCCUGUGAUGCCUCCUGCUCAGGUCUACCCAUACCCUCCGCAGUACUACCAGCAGCCGCAGUCUGUCCAGGGACAGUCUAGCGGAGGCCGACGUGGACGGCGUUGA
Molecule: messenger RNA, 3465 nt
Organism: Penicillium pulvis
Lineage: Eukaryota; Fungi; Ascomycota; Eurotiomycetes; Eurotiales; Aspergillaceae
Product: putative RNA binding protein Jsn1
Exons: 3
Coding region: 1-3465 (1154 amino acids)
Molecular function (GO): RNA binding
Source: RefSeq, a predicted model, not a curated record